GGCGGUAGAGCCAUGGUUGGGGCGGGCGGUUGCUGCUUGCUCCUUGCCUCCGCCCUCGGGGAGGGGGUGGCCGGUGCCGGGGCGAGCAGCGGGUGAUGGGGAAGAGGCGAGCGCAGCGCUGAGGUCCUGCGGGGUCGGAUGAGCGGAGGCUUGGCGUCGCGGCGGUGGCGGGGCUGGAGGAGGGGGCGAAGGAGGCAGUAGGGGCGGCCUCCACUCUGGCUGCCCUGAGGAGAAGGAGCCCCCGACCAUGGAAAUCGAGAACAUCGUGGCCAACACGGUGCUGCUGAAAGCCCGGGAGGGCAAACGGAGUGGGCGCAGUAAAAAAUGGAAAGAGAUGCUGAAGUUGCCACCUGUUAGUCACUGUGAAGGUAUUAGAUGCUCAAUUGAAAGAGACUAUAACCAGCUUUGUGACAAACAGCCAAUAGGAAGACUUCUCUUCAGACAGUUCUGUGAUUCCAGACCAGAUCUGAAAAGAUGCAUUGAAUUUCUGGAUGCAGUGGCAGAAUAUGAGGUAUCUUCAGAUGAAAAACGUAUAGACUGUGGCCUGAAAGUUUUAGAGACAUACUUCACUAAUGGGUCUGCGGCACACUUGCCAGAAAUACCUCAGGAAACAGUAAAUGAAUGUAAAGCAAGACUGGAAAAGAACCCUUCUAAGGACCUUUUUAUGGACUGCACUAGAAUUGUCCACGAAUACCUAAGCAAAAGACCUUUUGAAGCUUACCAAGAAAGUGUGUAUUUUUCCCGUUUUUUACAGUGGAAAUGGCUGGAAAAGCAACCAGUAACCAAACACACGUUCAGGCAUUACCGAGUAUUAGGCAAAGGUGGAUUUGGAGAGGUGUGUGCCUGUCAAGUACGGGCAACAGGAAAAAUGUAUGCUUGUAAAAAACUAGAAAAAAAGAGAAUAAAGAAGAGGAAAGGAGAAUCAAUGGCUCUAAAUGAAAAAAGAAUUCUAGAAAAAGUGAAUAGUAGGUUUGUAGUUAGUUUAUCCUAUACAUAUGAGACGAAAGAUGCCCUGUGUUUAGUAUUAACCAUAAUGAAUGGAGGGGAUUUGAAGUUUCACAUAUAUAACAUGGGAAAUCCUGGCUUUGAUGAAGAAAGGGCUAUUUUCUAUGCUGCAGAACUGUGCUGUGGUCUGGAGGAUUUGCAGAAGGAGAGAAUUGUUUACAGAGACUUGAAGCCUGAAAAUAUACUCCUGGAUGACUGUGGACAUAUCAGAAUUUCAGAUCUUGGAUUAGCUGUGCAGAUUCCAGAAGGAGAAACGGUCCGAGGACGGGUUGGGACUGUUGGUUACAUGGCUCCAGAAGUGCUGAAAAAUGAGAAGUACACAUUCAGCCCGGAUUGGUGGGGUCUCGGGUGCUUGAUUUAUGAAAUGAUUGAAGGCCAGUCUCCAUUCAGGAAACAUAAGGAAAGGGUCAAACGGGAUGAAAUUGACCGGAGAGUAAAGGAAGACCAGGAAACAUAUUCUGACAAGUUCUCAGAGGAGGCAAAAUCAAUCUGCAGGAUGAAUGUUGUAGUUUGGAUUUCCAGUUCAUUUUUAUACCAUGAUAAAUUUCACCUAAUAAAAAGCCAGUUACUUGCUAAAAAUCCAGGGGAACGACUGGGUUGCACAGAAGAUGGAGCUACUAUUGUAAAGCAACAUCCUAUUUUCAAGAAUAUUAACUUCAAGAGGCUGGAAGCUAACAUGUUAGAACCUCCAUUCUUGCCAGAUCCACGUGCCGUAUAUUGUAAAGAUGUCCUGGACAUCGAGCAGUUCUCAACAGUAAAAGGAGUGAACCUGGAUACUACAGAUGAUGACUUCUAUUCCAAAUUUGUUACGGGUUGUGUCUCAAUCCCUUGGCAAAAUGAGAUGAUUGAAACGGGAUGCUUUGAAGAUAUCAAUGCGUAUGAAACGGAUGGUACUGUGUCACCAGACAGAGAGAGGUCUCCUAAACCAAAGAGAGGCUUUUUUCACAGACUUUUUAGUGGAGAGGUCUGCUUUAAAUCUGAUUGCAGUGAUGAUGAGCAGGAGUCCUCCCGACUUUAAAUCAUUUUACUCUCAUCAGAAAGGAUGAGCAAACUUUAAAUGUUUUAUAUCUCUGUAGCAAAGUGUAUUAUAUAUAUUUUUUAUCUGAGUUCAAGGAUUUUUGUACAUUUGUACUUCAUUUGUUUUAAGAUGUAUAUUUUCACUAAAGCUUAAUUGUACAAAACGCAAUGAGUGCCAUUUGAGUGAGUGUGUUUCUGUAUGUAUUUGAUUUACCUUGAUUUAUUUUUUUUUUGCCCAGUGGAAUGAAUCUAGAAAUACUAAAAGGAUUUUAAAGCACAGAGAUAUCUAUGGCAUCAGUGUAACUUGACUUUGUAUGCUAUUGGUAAAAAUCUUCUGUUCAGGGUCUUUAUUAGCAGUUUUUCUUAACAGUAAAAUUGCUGUACUGGUAAAAUCCAGAAUUCUGGUAUUAUCCAGCAGCAUAGCAGUGCUCUUACCUAAUGUAUCACUCAAGCAACUGCUAAGGAAAAAAGGAAUUCGGUGCACUAUAGCCAGCUAUUAUGGAACUACCCUUUACACUCUCACUCUGUAGAAUGUCUUUCUGUAUUUCUAUAUAUAUGGAGAAUUCUGAAUAUUUCGCUGAAUCCUGUAACAAACUGUAUUUACUCCAUUUUUCUGUUCUACCCAUCUUGCAUAUCUUCUCUGUACAGUUUCUUGGCAUGGACUUUGCAAGUAGACCCAUGCCAAAAUUCUGGAGCUAUAUUUUGAGUACUUUGUUGUCUUUACUAAAAGGGUUUAUUUUUACCUGUGGGGGCACUUUUUAGUUUUUCCUGUAAAUGAAAUUGUUUACAACUCCCUGUAGGAUGUUACAGUUUUAUAAUGGGUUACAAAACAAAGCAUGGGCUCUUGUUACUACUUCAUCUCUGCUUAUUAUGUUGGAAUGCGCAAUAUUAUGGGGUUGACAGCAAUCACUGCCACUGAGGGAAGAACAAAGUAGUAUUAAGUGUCAAAUUUAAUUAUGUAAAUAAUCUUUCCUUAGAACCUUUAAAAACUUAAAACAUUAAAACCUGCCUUUAAUAAUUGCUUGACGCAGAUGUGGAGCUGGUAUUGAAGUUUUAGUUAUGAUUACCUGAUGUUCAUAAGCAAAACUGUUUCCAGCUGCUUGAAAGCUUGUCAAACUUCCCUUCUUCUGGACUCAAAGUAUGCCAGGCUUUCUUUUCAUUUUGUAAAGUUUCUGGUAAAACUGUUAAUGUGUGUAUGAGAAUGAAUUUAGGACACACAUUAAGAGUCUCUUCUGGCUUCAAAAUUGGAGUUAGGGAUUUCAAAUAUAACAGAACACUCUUGGAGUUGGAGACAAGACUUUUGUUACAUAGCUUGUUGUGUGCUCUGAAGAUUUGUCUCCACUGAGUGCAAAUGCUUUUUUUCCUCUCAAAUCUCUAGGGCACCAACUAGACCACACAUGUAUUAUACACACAGAGCUCCUGAUUGUCCCUCUACCUCAAAAAGGUUUGUGCUUGUGAUCCGCAGACCCACUGCAAAAAACAUAAGCUGCUUCUGAGAAACUUGCAAGAUAUGUUUGAUGCUCAAGCCUAUCGUCAGGUUUAAAUUCACAGUAUUCUGUCGCUAGUGACAAAUACAUUAAUGGGUUGGACUUUGAAUAAAGUUGGAAAACCUGUGUGUUAUGGAACCCUACUGGGGAUGAGGUGGUGUCUAUCUGAAAUUGUUCCUCUUGGCUACUGUGCCACCAAAAUAAGGAAUGAGUCUCUCUCUUCUUGUGUUUUCAGUGCAGUUUUCCUGAUGUCUAAAACAGCAGAGGACAGCAAAAUGCUGUAAAAAGUGCAAAGGGAGAAAUUGGCAGAGGGAGAAAGAGUUUGAAUGAAUUACUGGAAGACAGUCUGAUGCAAUAGUGGGAGGCUUGACAAAAAGAGAAAUAUCUGAAAUAAGGGUGUUGGCUGGAGCCAUUAUAUGUGAGACAAUGAGCUGGCAGAGUCUGACCUGACCCUCUUUAUUAUGUACCACAGUAACAGAACAACUCUAAAGAUGGGAAUGAAGAACUGGAGAAAUCAUCAUGUUUCUCUGAUUAAGGGGUUUAAUUUUUUAAGAUCUUGGCAUCUUCUGAGGCAAAGGUGACUAUUUAAACAGAGGGAAUAUGGGGUGACAGUAUGGAUUUUAGUAUCUGCUUAGAGCAAUAAUAUCUGCUUGAAAUUUGGGCAAGAAUACCAUGGACACAAGCUGAGUAAUUUUUAUGGAGAAAUUACAGGAAUUACAGGAAUUGGCUUUAACAAAUAAAGAAAACCUGAAAGUCUGCUUACCA
This is a messenger RNA of Neopsephotus bourkii (Bourke's parrot), 4274 nucleotides long. It is a transcript of the gene GRK4, whose product is annotated as G protein-coupled receptor kinase 4. The coding region runs from base 248 to 2023 and encodes 591 amino acids. The transcript has 17 exons. The record is from RefSeq and is a predicted model, not a curated record. Gene Ontology annotation, cellular component: cytoplasm. Gene Ontology annotation, biological process: signal transduction; regulation of signal transduction; protein phosphorylation. Gene Ontology annotation, molecular function: ATP binding; G protein-coupled receptor kinase activity. Lineage: Eukaryota; Metazoa; Chordata; Aves; Psittaciformes; Psittacidae.